Molecule: messenger RNA, 2042 nt
Organism: Durio zibethinus
Lineage: Eukaryota; Viridiplantae; Streptophyta; Magnoliopsida; Malvales; Malvaceae
Source: RefSeq, a predicted model, not a curated record
CCUAUCAAGCAAAAAAGCCAAAAACAAAAGCAUGGUUCAACACCAUUGGCCAUGAAACCAUGCCAAAAUUUGAAGUUUUUAAAAGGUUCAGGCGUUUGAGACUCUUUGAGCCAUGUUUGGGGGUUCUUGGCUUCUUCUUUGUUGCUGUUUUUGUGAUUUGUUGUUUCUUUUACUUGGAUUAUAGAGUUGUGUCUAAAGGGUAUAGAGUUCCUAGUCAGUCACAUGGAUUUAUGUGGCUUAAACUAGAUGGGUCUUCUUCAAGUGAGAUUAAAAAAGUUGAUUUCUUGAGCCAGGAAGGUAAAAGGUGUGAUGUGUUUGGUGGUGAUUGGGUGUGGGAUGAAACUUAUCCUCUUUAUGAAUCCAGAGAUUGCAGCUUUCUUGAUGAAGGAUUUAGGUGUACUGAAAAUGGAAGGCCAGAUUUGUUCUACACCAAAUGGAGAUGGCAGCCUAAGCAUUGUAACCUUCCCAGAUUUGAUGGAAAAUUGAUGUUAGAGAAGUUGCGAAACAAGCGAUUGGUUUUUGUUGGUGAUUCAAUUGGAAGAAAUCAAUGGGAAUCACUCCUCUGCAUGCUUGCUUCUGCAGUUCCCAAUAAAGAUUCUAUAUAUGAAGUGAAUGGCAGCCCAAUUACGAAGCAUAAAGGUUUCUUGGUAUUCAAGUUCAAGGGUUAUAAUUGCACCGUGGAGUAUUAUAGAGCUCCUUUUCUUGUCCUGCAGAGCAGGCCUCCCGCUGGGUCUUCGGAAAAGAUCAAGACAACACUUAAACUGGAUCAAAUGGAAUGGAAUUCUUUUAGGUGGAAAGACGCAGAUUUAUUGGUCUUCAAUACCGGGCAUUGGUGGAAUUAUGAGAAGACCAUUAGAGGGGGAUGUUACUUUCAAGAAGGGAAAAAAGUCAACAUGGAAAUGAGAGUAGAACAAGCAUAUAAAAUACAUAAUGAGGUGAAUUCAAGCAAGACCAAGGUCUUCUUCCGCACAUUUGCACCUGUACAUUUCAGAGGAGGAGAUUGGACAAAUGGGGGAAGCUGCCACUUGGAGACACUGCCAGAGAUGGGUACAUCGCUAGUGCCAUCUGAAACUUGGGAACAAUUCAAAAUAGUCAGUGAUAUGUCAUCAGCUUACUCGAAUGCAUCAGAGGGUAUAAAAUUUGACAUACUAAAUGUUACUCGUAUGACGGCACAAAGGAAAGAUGGCCAUUCAUCUCUUUACUAUUUGGGUCCCAAGGAAAGUCCUGCUCCAAUUCAUCUGCAGGACUGCAGUCACUGGUGUCUACCAGGAGUGCCUGAUGCAUGGAAUGAGCUACUCUACGCAGUGAUCCUCAAGCAUUAUAUGAAUCAUACGUUCGUUCGACUCAUCAACAUAUGAAGCACAGGUUUGAUUGAGGAUGAAGCCUCUAAUAAUACACCUACUACGAAACAUAGGAAUUCCAUGAACAGAAAUGAAUCAGACUUCGCCACAAACAAAAAUGGGAGGUAGUUUAGAUUGAAUUUUUGCCAUAGUUCUAGGGUAAGGAUCAAAAGUGGCUCUAUGAUUUUGGCAGUGUUAGAUUAUGAAAAGAAAACAAGUUUCUUUUGGCUAGAUAGUUGAUAUUGAUUCAAGCAGCCCCAAUUUUAAGAGCAAUGAGUGGGCACGGAUUCAACCUAUGGGAAUAAAGCUGUAGAACAAUUUUACACAUUGGGUAUUCUGUUGUGAUCACGUAUUCCUUGGGAAAAAAAGAUGUAAUUAUUAUUAAAAAAAAAAAAAGAUAGCUGGUAAGCAUUAAUGCAGGUGACUUUGUGAUAUUAUUCCGGUGGCAUGAAUAUGAAAGUCUGAUGGCCGCAUGAGCCUUUUGCCAUCAUUGAAGAAAAAAAAUUCUGUUUCUCUUUGCAAGGUGAAAAUGUGAUGUUAGAGCGUUAGGUGGCAUGGGAUGGCAACGUAAUUCUGUUUAGAAGGACUAAUAGAUCUUACAUAGAAACAGGUACUGUCGAUUUGCAUUUGUUUGACAAAAUUUCAGUUGUGCGUCUAUGAUUUUUUGAUCUUGGAAUGUAUGAAUUUUUUUUUUAUCUCAUA